Molecule: messenger RNA, 96 nt
Organism: Peronospora matthiolae
Lineage: Eukaryota; Oomycota; Peronosporomycetes; Peronosporales; Peronosporaceae
Source: the annotation of a GenBank genome assembly
AUGGGACUUCGUGGCUUGGGCCAGUGGACUUUGAAACAAGCCACGGACAAGUACAACAACUUGCUUGCCACCUGCCGCGAUGACUACGCGAGCUAG